Molecule: messenger RNA, 3752 nt
Organism: Athalia rosae (coleseed sawfly)
Lineage: Eukaryota; Metazoa; Arthropoda; Insecta; Hymenoptera; Athaliidae
Product: angiotensin-converting enzyme-like
Exons: 14
Coding region: 930-3095 (721 amino acids)
Biological process (GO): proteolysis
Cellular component (GO): plasma membrane
Molecular function (GO): peptidyl-dipeptidase activity; metallopeptidase activity
Source: RefSeq, a predicted model, not a curated record
UCAGUACCUAUGAGUGUGACCGGGGGCCCCUUUCACUUCAGCCCAUCAAUUUUAUCUGCUUCGGCAGGAUGCGAUUCCAGAUGACUUCCUACAUUACCGAUCUACCGUGUCAAGGAAGGUCGCCUUUUUGCCUACAUCAUCAAAUGACGUGCGCUGCAGAAAAACAAGGUGGCAAGGAGCAGUCGACGCGAGGACGCGGGUCGGGUCCGAUGAAUGCGAGUACAGUUGGACCGUUGACGUUGAUUGCUGUUCGCUGUGGUCUGUUAUUCAAGCAAGUUGAUUUGGACACAUUUGCAAGGGGUAUCACUAGAUUAUACCUAUAUACAUAUAUGAAAAAACUAAAAGCAAGUGGAUUUCUGUUAGGAGUUUAGACCGACGAAAGACCGUUAGGAACAGGCGAGUCAACGGUUGAGGAAGUGCAUUGAAUAAUAAGAAAAAUUCAGCAUUGUCUUAGCAAGACAGAUAAUCGUGUUAGUAACAAACUGACAACGAUCACGAUUGAAUAACCAAGUUGGAGUUCCAUCAUAACAGCAACAACACCACACCACAAUAAACAUAUUAAUUAUUAUAAAAAUAACAAUAAUAAAAGAAAAAUCAGUUUCGAGAAAACGACCUUCUUUAAUUUGGGGCUCAAUUGAGGUGUGUGAUUUUUGCUUACUAUGCUCCUUCUCUUUUCCGUGUUUACGUUCAAUUUUCAUGACUGUAAUAGCAUAGCGAGCAGAUUUAAAUGAAAAAAACGGAAGUAAUGUGAUACUCUACAAACCAGAAACAGUGACAUUGAUAUGGUAAUCGUUGAACACAUGUAACUUUGGAGAUACUCACCACGUUAGACAAUUGGUUGGCUAAUAAAGACGAUUUAUUUUCGAUGUUCUCUUAAGCUUUUGUUGUUAAAUAUAUUCCAAUACGUCUUGUCGUUAAAGAUUUGCAACAUGUUACUCAAAUGUGUGCUGGUACUCGUGAGCCUCUACAAUUUUGUACCAGAAAGCUAUGGGAUAGACUCUUCGGAACUUGAAGCAUUUUUGGAGUUUACCGAGUUAUCAUACGAGGAUGCUUGUCAAAGUGUUGCCAAUGCUGAAUGGGCAUUCAUCAAUAAUCCCUCGAAUAAUACACUUCUACUUGCUUGGGAACAGGCGCAAGGAAAUUACAGUGCAUUCAAGAAAAAUGAAAUUGCGUUAAUUCACAAUCUAACGGAUGGCGAAACAGACAACAUCUUGCUCGCGUACAAACUUAACGUAGCCAAAAAACCAGGGGACACUUUGCUAAACUCUACCGCAUGGAAUAAUUUGGUAUCUUUUUCUGGGAAAGCAGCUAUUCUCAGAAUAGGCGCAAAUCACUCGGAUGGAUCUUUGCAUGAUUCUCGACAUGACAAAGAACAGCUAUUGUCGGGAGCUGCUAAGAUCGAAGAUAAACGUUCUACUUGGUCCACAUGGCAUCGUCAACUAUCGCCACUUCUGCAAACAUUUCCUUCGACGCUCGCCCUUGUAUCUGAGGCAACAAAAGUGAAUGGCGCUGAGUCCGUUACCGCUUAUUGGGAAUUACUCUCUGGACAAAAUGGAGGAUAUGAAAAGAUCGAAGAUAUGUGGGAGGAGAUUUCUGCAUUGCAUAAAAAGCUUCUAACAUUUGUUCAGAAUCGUCUGGCUCAGAAGUACAAAGUCACAUUAGAUAACAAUGGGAUUCCAGCAUAUCUUCUGGGCUCACUGGAUGGUUACGACUGGACCUCUAUAGCAUCUGAUGUAAUGCCCUAUGCUAAUAUAAGUUACAGUUUGGAAAAAGGCCUAUGGGAGAAGAAUUUGCGUGGCAUAUCGCUGUACAAAUCUGCAGCAAUAAUGGGAAAAUCUGUACUUAAAGAGAUGCCAGAAGCUGAUUUUUGGCAGCAGAGUAAAUUCAACCAGAAGUGUCAUACUCAACUUGUCAAGUUUUGCCGGGAAGGAGCCACAAGGGUAUCGACUUGCCAUCAAGCAUCACUCUCCAAUUAUCUUACUGCACAAAAGAUCGUAGCCAAAGUUUUAUUAAAUCAAAUGGGAUUGGAAAGUAUGCCGUUCCUUAACAUGGCAAAUAGAUAUUCAAGUCUGGAUGAAGGUGUGGCGGAAUUAUUUUCCAUACUAUCGGUUGGGCCAGGACAACUGAAGGCCAGCAAACUUAUAGAUAAUGACACUGAUUCCGAACACUCCCAGAUCACUUCAUUAAUGAUCACUGCUCUGGAUGUUCUACCUCGAUUGGCAUAUUAUUUAAGUGUCGAUAUGUGGAGGAUGAAUGUUAUCAACAAUAAAACUUUCCAACCAAACGAACUUGUUGAAUCUUGGUGGGAUUACAGGAAAAAGUACGAGGGGGUAAUAUCAGAGUCUGUUGAUAUUCCAACUUUUCUGGACGACGAAUAUAUUACUAGCAAUAAACCUUACCUCUCAAAAUUCCUGGGUAUAAUUUUAGGAUUUCAGCUUUACGAGUAUUUAACAGGAGCAACUGAGGUACGGUACGACCGUACCACUAGGUACCAAAUGCAAAAUGAAUUUAUAAGAAUGAUACAGCAAGGUGGAGCUGAUGAUUGGACAAGGAUCAUUCAAAGAGAUUUAGAAAUCGAUGAUAUCACAACUGAUGCUUUGAAAUCAUAUUUCGAGCCCUUGGAAGAGUUCCUUGACAGUAAUCCAGAUGAUAUCUAUUUUCUGAGCGACGACCAGGAACUUGAACUCGAGCGACUCGAAAAGUACUACAAAUCUGUUGACGUAACCAGACCACCUGUUACCACUACUGCUGCUACUCCGCUCCGAACGUCAGCACCUAAGGAGUCAAAGAUACCACAUGCAAAGAAAAAUGCAACAAAUCAUCCUUCGCUUCCUCCAGUUGUUCCUCCUAGUAACAUUUUGAGUGAACAUGACAACAUCAAAAAGGAAUCUGAUCAUAAACCGUAUGUGGAAAAUGACACAAAACUGCAAGGCACUGCUGCCGAUAGCGAAUAUACAGACAAAAUGAGUACAAGCAAAGCAGUCUGGGUAGUGGCUGCGGUUCUCGUUGCAACUAUUGCUAUUUGUGUCAUUGCGAUUUUCGGAAGGCGGAGAUGUGUCAAAAGCCAAACGCCAAAAAAUAGAAGAUAUGUGUGAUUGGGACCACUGUGUUGAUAGGAGCAUAUAAACUAUUCACGAUCGAAUAAAAUGUACAGAAGAAUGUGCCGCUAAAUUGAACUAUUAUCGAGCAUCAAUUUCAGCAUUGCGCAUUACAAUAUACGUAGAUUUACAUUAUCCAUACUGUUACAUCCAUACGUUUAACUAACAUUACAUUGGAACAUUCCUGCAUACGUGAUGUAACAAAUCUCAAUUACAUACCAAAGAGAUGCUCGUCGCGUUGGGAUAUGGUAGAUUUAUCACCAGAGUUAUGCCUUAAGAGUGAAGUGAUCUAGGGCUUCCUAUAAAAUAUAGAAAUACUACCUACGUACUUGCGCUGUGAUGUAUAUUGAAAUGUUCUGCAUGUGGAAAGUUGCAGCUACAAGGAUGUGAGGAACUCAACCCUGGAUGGUUGGUGGAUUCCAUUUGUUGUAACAUACUUGAGUAUUCAAACUUAUAUGGCCUUAAGGAGUUCAGGAGAAUUUCGUUUAUUUUUUGAAGUUUUCUGAAGAUUAAAGGUAUACGAUUUUACGAAAUUUUUCAAUGUAGAAUUAUUGAAUCAUAAACCGUUACAUAUUACCUACUAUAUUUCUUAUGGAUCAAGCUAGGAUCAAAACCUUUUGGCAAAGAAUAAGAAACAAAAAAUUAUCACUUUGA